Messenger RNA from Cokeromyces recurvatus, 1824 nucleotides. RefSeq lists its product as uncharacterized. The coding region runs from base 1 to 1824 and encodes 607 amino acids. Gene Ontology annotation, molecular function: protein binding. The transcript has a single exon. The record is from RefSeq and is a predicted model, not a curated record. Lineage: Eukaryota; Fungi; Mucoromycota; Mucoromycetes; Mucorales; Mucoraceae.
AUGAAUAGAUUACCUUAUGAAACUUUUUUUCAAAUCAUAUCUUAUUUAGGGAAUAGAGAUCUUUAUCAGGCUUCUUAUGUUUGUAGAUAUUGGAAUAAAAUAAUCAGACGUUCAAAAUUAUAUGAAACUUUAGAUAUUACCCGCUUUCGUAUUCAACAUAACAAGAUGGUCGAAUUCUUUACGAAUUAUAAAGAAUAUGCAAAUACAGUGAAAAAAAUAAAUGUAGAUUGUAAUGAAGAGAUACAUAUUGAACACAUUAGAAAAUGGCCAUUACUAUUUCCAAAUGUAAAAGAACUUUCUCUCGAUUUUGAAACCUCUGAAUCUGAUUUCGAAGAUGAAGAUAGUUCUGAUCUUUUCUUUCAAGAUAACUAUGGUCCUAUCGGAUUUUUAUUGUCCCUCUUUGAAAGUCAUUCAUUCUUUCCUACUAGAACCGAGAAAAGUUUUUCAAAAUGGAAAAAUUUAAAAUCGGUUACAGAGCGUAAUCGAUACAUGUAUACCGUUUCGAUGCUCAAGUCAAAUGUAUUCAAAAAUUUAAGUUAUCUGAUGCUUAACUUUGAACUUGUUUACUUCUUGUCUUCAAGUAGAGCCUCAACUGAGCUUAUUAGUUCAUUAUCCAAUGCUCCUGCUUUAAAACAUCUAUGUCUUGCUCACGCCUAUAUCAACAUUCAACUCUUGGAGAAAUUACAUUCAAAUACUCCCGUGUUGGAGAUAUUAGAUCUCAAGUAUGCUACCUUGGAUGAUAACUCUCCAUGGGAACUCGAGACAUCUUCUGUAGAACCUGCCUUGUCUAUCAAUCAACUUUGUCUAGAGGAAGUCACGAUGAGAUCAAGUUUUAAAUGGAAAAUAUUGGAUUAUGUCUCAAAGAAAUAUUUGAAUAUGGAACGCAUUCUAUUUAAAUUUUGGCUUGAUGAAAAUCUCUUUAUGGAGAUACCUGUCGACCCACUUAUUGAAGAAAGAAUUGUUUGCAUCGCAAAGAAUUGUAAACAUAUCAAGGAAUUCGAUGUUGAUAUUCACCCAUUUACGAAAAAGAUCUUAGACGCCUUUGAUGAGAUUAACUUGAUGAGAAUCAAGGACUUCUUUUCAAUAUCAAGAAACAUGGAAGAAUUAAUCAAUUUAUCCUAUUCAAAUCAACGGAAUUACAUUGAACAUUUGAAUAUCACUAUCUCUGAUAUAGACAUUGAUUUUCAAAUCAUCAUUCAUCGAUUUACCAACUUGAAGACCAUCAGUCUCUCCUUCUGUCCUCAUCAUCUUGGUCCUGGUCAAGAUCAAGGCUUCGUCAACUUUCCAUUCAAUUCCUUUUUAAAUCAACAUCCAAACGUCAUUCAUUUAAAACUACAUUCUUUCUUUAUCUCAUUGCAUCCCAUCUUUCCACAACCCUAUUAUAAUUUAGAUAGAUUAGAAUUAUAUGGUGCCACUAUACCAGAACCAGCUGAAGAGAAUUUAUCCUACUUGCUACGUUUUAUAUCUCAAUCUUGUCCUAAACUAAAACUCUUUGCUUUAAGUAUUAAAUCUUUAAGACCUAUCAUCAAUCCAGAAGAUAUCUCCAUGGAUCUUUCAAGACAUGAUAUUCAUACUUUAAAUAUCUUUAUAAAGGGUUAUCCAUAUAUUAAACUUCAUGAUCUACAGGGUCAUUGUAUAUGGUAUAGUAUCCGAAAACAACAUAGUAUAGGUAGUGCUGCCUAUAUAAAAUUGAAAGUAGAACCAAGGAAAAGAAGAGCAACUAGAAGCAAUCCUGAUACGGGAACAAUCUCUAUUAAAUGUAAAAAUGUAGAAAAUAUCAUUCUUCCGACCGGUAAUGGUUAUGGUUUUAUUUAUCACUUAUAA